AUGUUUGAGGACAGAUUCCAGGGUCUGAAUCUUCAUGGAGAGGAAGAGGACGAUUUGGAUUUGUCAGGUGAGAUCGAUGAAUUGAUUGAAGAGACGAGAUGGAUUGCUAUUUUUAGGGUUCAUACACAGCGACCCUUUAGCCAUGUUGCUCUGUACAAAGCGAUGAGGAACGCUUGGACACCAGCACAGGGAGUGAUCUUCAAGGCGAUGAAACCAAAUCUGUUCCUGGGUCAGUUUAUGUGUCUUGGCGAUUGGAAUCGCGUGAUGAACGGAGGGCCCUGGUUAUUUCGGAACGCGGCAAGUCCUAUGGAGGAGUACGAUGGUCUGACAAAUGUGGAUGAGUACAAGUUGGAUCGCAUCCCAGCGUGGGCACGUAUCAUAGGCAUCCCUGAGGGGCUCAUGAAGAAAAAGGAGAUUGCAGAGAAAAUAGCAAGAAAAGUUGGAAUAUCUCCUGUGAAGGUCAUUGUCAAUGAAGGUCGAAUAAAUCCUACAAAUUUCUUGAGAGCUCGUGUUCACCUAAAGCUUGAUGCCCCACUUGUGCGUUUUGUGCCUUUAACCCUGAAGGAGAGCAAGAGGUGCCCUGUGGACUAUGAUAAACUUCCAGAUUUCUGUGAUUUCUGUGGUCUGAUGGGGCAUGUGGUAAUUGAGUGCGGGGAUGGAAUACACUGA
Aegilops tauschii subsp. strangulata is the source of this 669-nucleotide messenger RNA. Lineage: Eukaryota; Viridiplantae; Streptophyta; Magnoliopsida; Poales; Poaceae. The record is from RefSeq and is a predicted model, not a curated record.